This is a messenger RNA of Clarias gariepinus (North African catfish), 995 nucleotides long. It is a transcript of the gene dnase1l1l, whose product is annotated as deoxyribonuclease I-like 1-like. The transcript is spliced from 9 exons. Lineage: Eukaryota; Metazoa; Chordata; Actinopteri; Siluriformes; Clariidae. The record is from RefSeq and is a predicted model, not a curated record. Gene Ontology annotation, biological process: DNA catabolic process. Gene Ontology annotation, molecular function: DNA nuclease activity. Gene Ontology annotation, cellular component: nucleus. The coding region runs from base 56 to 943 and encodes 295 amino acids.
CCCGACUGACAACUGUUAUAGUAUGUGAUGACCCGCCAUUCACGGUGCUGUGAAAAUGAGAUCUCCUCUUCUGAUGUCCAUCGUGGGCAUGUUUCUCUUAACAACAACACAAUCCCUAAAGAUCUGUGCCUUUAAUGUCCAAAGCUUUGGAGCAGCAAAAGCCAGUAACAAAAGAGUUAUGGGGAUUUUGACAAAGAUAAUUUCUCGCUGUGACCUAAGUUUGAUUCAGGAGGUGCGAGACGCCAAAGGUGUAGCCGUUUCUGCAUUGCUGAAGAACCUAAACAGGUUUGAAAAAACAAAUGUGUACUCUUAUUUAGAAAGCCAACGCAUGGGAAGAAACACAUACAAGGAGCAGUAUGUUUAUAUUUAUAGGAAAGAUGUACUGCAGGUGCAAGAGCAAGUCUAUUAUCAUGAAUUGAAACAGACAGAAUUCAAUGAUACUGAUGUGUUUCCCAGAGAACCAUUCAUCAUAAAGAUUCACUCACCCACAAGCUUUCUGAAAAGCUUCAUUAUCAUUGGUCAUCACUCAUGUCCUAGGAAAGCCAUGAAUGAGAUGGAAGAGCUUUUUGAAGUCUUUCAAGCUGUUAGAAAAAAGUGGAAAACAGAGAAUGUGAUGAUCCUGGGAGAUCUGAAUGCAGACUGUGGUUAUGUCACCAAUAAAGGCCUGAAGAAGCUCAAACUGAGGAAUGAUCCUAAGUUCCUUUGGUUGAUCACGGAUGAACAGGACACCACUGUUCGUGACAAAACACACUGUGCUUACGACAGGAUAAUUGUACAUGGAAAAACACUGAUUUCUAGGAUUGUACCAGAUUCAGCUCAGCCCUUCAACUUCAAAAGGGAGUUCAGUUUAACAGAACAAGAGGCUUUGGAAGUCAGUGACCAUUAUCCAGUAGAGGUUGACCUAAAGUCAAGUCAUCACCUCCACCUCAGGAAUGAGCUCUGAACAACGACCUGCACUUCUUUUUCAAACUUUAGAUUUUACAAUUUUUCCACUU